This is a messenger RNA of Zalophus californianus (California sea lion), 3261 nucleotides long. RefSeq names its product tripartite motif containing 27 (gene TRIM27). The coding region runs from base 1 to 1542 and encodes 513 amino acids. The transcript has 8 exons. The record is from RefSeq and is a predicted model, not a curated record. NCBI's taxonomy places the organism in Eukaryota, Metazoa, Chordata, Mammalia, Carnivora, Otariidae. Gene Ontology annotation, molecular function: zinc ion binding; protein binding. Gene Ontology annotation, biological process: protein K63-linked ubiquitination; negative regulation of viral transcription; negative regulation of transcription by RNA polymerase II.
AUGGCCUCCGGGAGCGUGGCCGAGUGCUUGCAGCAGGAGACCACCUGCCCCGUGUGCCUGCAGUACUUUGCCGAGCCCAUGAUGCUCGACUGCGGCCACAACAUCUGUUGCGCGUGUCUCACCCGCUGCUGGGGCGCGGCGGAGACCAACGUGUCGUGUCCGCAGUGCCGGGAGACCUUCCCGCAGCGGCACCUGCGGCCCAACCGGCACCUGGCCAACGUGACCCAGCUGGUGAAGCAGCUGCGCACCGAGCGGCCGUCGGGGCCCGGGGGCGAGAUGGGCGUGUGCGAGAAGCACCGCGAGCCGCUGAAGCUGUACUGCGAGCAGGACCAGAUGCCCAUCUGCGUGGUGUGCGACCGCUCCCGCGAGCACCGCGGCCACAGCGUGCUGCCGCUCGAGGAGGCGGUGGACGGCUUCAAGGAGCAAAUCCAGAACCAGCUGGACCACCUGAAAAGAGUGAAGGACUUGAAGAAGAGGCGCCGGGCGCAGGGAGAGCAAGCGCGGGCUGAACUCUUGAGCCUGACCCAGAUGGAGAGGGAGAAGAUUGUCUGGGAGUUCGAGCAGCUCUAUCACUCCUUGAAGGAGCAUGAGUACCGCCUCCUGGCCCGCCUCGAGGAGCUGGAUCUGGCCAUCUACAACAGCAUCAAUGGCGCUGUCGCCCAGUUCUCCUGCAACAUCUCCCACCUGAGCGGCCUGAUCGCCCAGCUGGAAGAGAAGCAACAACAACCCACCAGGGAGCUCCUGCAGGACAUCGGGGACACAUUGAGCAGAGCUGAAAGAAUCAGGAUCCCUGAGCCCUGGAUCACACCUCCAGAUCUGCAAGAGAAAAUCCACAUUUUUGCACAAAAAUGUCUAUUCUUGACCGAGAGCCUGAAGCAGUUCACAGAAAAAAUGCAGUCAGAUAUGGAGAAAAUCCAAGAAUUGAGAGAAGCUCAGUUAUACUCAGUGGAUGUGACUCUGGACCCAGACACAGCCUACCCCAGCUUGAUCCUCUCCGAUAACCUGCGGCAAGUGCGGUACAGUUACCUCCAGCAGGACCUGCCUGACAACCCCGAGCGGUUCAAUCUCUUUCCCUGUGUCUUGGGCUCUCCAUGCUUCAUCGCUGGGAGACAUUACUGGGAGGUAGAGGUGGGAGAUAAAGCCAAGUGGACCAUAGGUGUCUGUGAAGACUCGGUGUGCAGAAAAGGUGGAGUCACUUCGGCCCCCCAGAAUGGAUUCUGGGCAGUGUCCUUGUGGUAUGGGAAGGAAUACUGGGCUCUUACCUCCCCAAUGACUGCCCUCCCCCUGCGGACCCCUCUCCAGCGGGUGGGGAUUUUCUUGGACUAUGAUGCUGGCGAGGUCUCCUUCUACAACGUGACAGAGAGGUGUCACACCUUUACUUUCUCUCACGCUACCUUCUGUGGGCCUGUCCGGCCCUACUUCAGUCUGAGUUACUCGGGAGGGAAGAGCGCAGCCCCUCUCAUCAUCUGCCCCAUGAGCGGCAUCGAUGGGUUUUCUGGCCAUGUUGGCAGUCAUGCUCAUUCCAUGGAGACCUCCCCUUGAGGAGGUGACCCUGGGCCAGGAGGGCUGUUGGCCAUAAUCCUACCCUAGGCAUAAGGCCUCUUGUUGCCUUGCCUCCUUCCGCUCGUCACGGCUGGAAGCCCUGGCCACUCCCCAUGAGCUGCCGUGGGAGACGGGUGUCCACUCUCCUUUCCCUUCCCAGGCAAACUGUCAGAUUGCCCAGAAAUAAAAACCCGGUGUUGCCACACUUCCGGUUCUACACGUUACUGGAGGGGUAUAAAGAGUAGGGAUAUAGCCCCUGGAGAGCCAUCCGGAUGCCUCCCUGUGGCUCGGCCUGGCUCCCCCGGUUCAGCCCCACAUAGUGGUCGUGGAUAUCUGCCGUUUUCCGGACCAGGGCUCCUUUCUAAGAACUCGGAGUGGACCUACCUGGCCUGUCAGCAUGGCUCCCUCUAACCCGGUUUUUCCUUUGGGAAUAGUACCUCUACCCCUAGUUCCCAUUCUGCCGUAGUUUUAUUAACUCCAUUAAAGAGGCCUAUAUGUGUUUUGAUUAGUUACAGUUAUUCUACAAUAAUGGUGGGAAAUGGCCCCACCUCUGUUACGAGAUAAUGUUCUAAUCAAUGUGCUCUCUGCCUCUGUGUCUUUUCCGAGGGCUUUGUCUGCUCCCUUCAUUCUAAUGAAAGGUGUAUCCUGGUGUCGGGUGCACGUCAUCCAGGAUAAUUUUCUGCCAGCACCAUCCAUUGUUCCUAGAUCCCCUCCCACUCACGUUUGUGGACUGACGGUCAGUCAUACACCGUCCCUGGAAUGAUCCUGAGGCAGUGUUCCGGGGACUCCCUGACUUCUUGCCUCCUUUUCUCCAUUUCCUUUGGGGAAUGGGGGAAUUGACCUUUCUGAUAUGUGUACCAUCAAGGGGCAGUUCCAUCCCCAUAGCCAUUGGGUCACGAGGCAUUCUGGGGCCAGAAGUCUAAGGCAGAUGACCACAGUGGUUCUUAAUCCUGCUUCCCUUUGGGUACGUGGCCCUCUGUUUGAAAAUAAAGUGAGUAUGGAUGUUGUUUACAUUGUUGUUUUCUGGGUCUUGGUAGGAUUGGGUUCGUAGAGGUUGGAAUGGGAUUGAAGGGGUUGGUGGAUGGUGUUGAUUUCUGCUAAGGGUCCAGAAUCCUGUUCUGGCCAAUAUUGUACUUCAAACUGGAUGAUAAAGCUACUUUGCAGUACCACGUCACUGUCCCACGGUGUUGAGAAGGUAGUGUUGUCCGUCCACAAUUUCACCAGGAAAGGGUUCUCUCAAGUCCUUUUUAUCACUGGCAGUGGGAUGAUGCAGCAAUGCUUGGCAGAGACCAGAGGGCCCAGACCACCAGCCUAAGCCCCUGGGGGUGCAAAGGCUGCCACGUGCCGAGGAGGCAAGACCAGGCUGAGAGAACAGCUUCGUUGCUGUUUUGGAUUUGGAUUUGCAUCUUUGCUGCAUCUGGACGUGGCCUCAGAAGACAAGACUGUAUGGUCUAUACUCCGUCCUAUACAGAGCAUUGAGGUUCCAUGGCUGAAGAUCAUGAAUUGGGAUAUCAUGUCCUAAUUUAUUCAUCUCUUCAUUCUGUUAAAGGGAAUAACAUAACCAGGACCUAUAGAGAGGGGCUCCCACGAGGAGACGGUGUAUGUAUGUAAAAUACUACUAACGUAGACACGGACCAAGGUACACAGUAGUUUUUGAAUGGUCCUAACAGCCCUACUUUGUAGGGUUGCCCUUAGUUUGGAGAUGCAGAAACAGCAGCA